Messenger RNA from Funneliformis geosporum, 424 nucleotides. NCBI's taxonomy places the organism in Eukaryota, Fungi, Glomeromycota, Glomeromycetes, Glomerales, Glomeraceae. The record is from the annotation of a GenBank genome assembly.
AUGAAACAAAAAAUUAACUUAGACCUGCAUUCAGGAAAUAUAUUAUUUGAUAAAUAUAAUGGUUGGAACAUUAGUGAUUUUGGAUUUUGUGGCCCCGCGAAUAAACCAUUAGGGUGUAUUUAUGGAAAUCUUCCUUAUGUAGCACCUGAAGUUAUACCUUGGUAUGCUUAUGUGGAGAUCUCAUCUGGAAGACCGCCUUUUGCUCAUUUUGAUCAUGAUUAUGAUCUUGCAAUGAAUAUAAUAAAAGGAAUGAGACCACCAAUUGUACCAGGGACUCCAACAGAAUAUAAAAAUAUAAUGGUACAAUGUUGGGAUGCUGAUCCUUUAAAAAGACCCGAAAUUUUUACCCUAACUAAUAAAAUUUUUGAAAUAAAAAAAUCGUAUUAUCAAAAUGAAAAUAAAGAACAAAACACUAAUUUUAAUA